AUGUCGGACAACGGCUCGCCCAAACCCGACCAGGCUCAACAGUCUGAGCACCUGAACAUCAAGGUCACCGACAACAACAACGAGGUCUUCUUCAAGAUCAAGCGCACGACUGCUCUCAAGAAGCUCAUGGACGCCUUCUGCGAGCGCCAGGGCAAGUCCCCUCAGUCCGUCCGCUUCCUGUUCGACGGCCAGCGUGUCAACGCCUCGGACAACCCUGAGAUUCUUGAGAUGCAGGACGGCGACACCCUCGAGGUCCACCAGGAGCAGAUCGGCGGUGGCUGCUGA
Messenger RNA from Aplosporella prunicola CBS 121167, 285 nucleotides. RefSeq lists its product as uncharacterized. Gene Ontology annotation, cellular component: septin ring; nucleus. Gene Ontology annotation, molecular function: ubiquitin-like protein ligase binding; protein tag activity. Gene Ontology annotation, biological process: protein sumoylation. NCBI's taxonomy places the organism in Eukaryota, Fungi, Ascomycota, Dothideomycetes, Botryosphaeriales, Aplosporellaceae. The transcript is spliced from 2 exons. The coding region runs from base 1 to 285 and encodes 94 amino acids. The record is from RefSeq and is a predicted model, not a curated record.